AUGGCGUCAUCCGCGCGAGCUGUUGACUCUGCCAUUGGCCUCGACGACAGCUUGUACGAUAGUUUCCGCUGGUUAGAUGAAGAGGAGGAAAUUGACCUUAGUCUUGGUGACUACCACACUCAUAUAACGGAUGCCAACAGGCACAGAUCGGCGCCUUCGUCGCGGUCCUCUGGCCUGCGGUUGCAGCGUCGACCACCCUCUUUGCGCCAACAGCCCUCUUUUCGUCGAACAUUGUCAUUCAGUUCCACAACCCGUGGCCAAAACAGCAUAUCGAGCAAAAUCCCUUCUACUAGCCAAUCUUCCACCGUCCCUUCGUCCUUCAUAAGCUCUACUCCGUCGACUAUUCACAAACGUUCAUUCUCUCGCCCCAAAUCCAGCGUACCCAUCCUGCGACAUAUAUCUCAAGGGUCCCUCUCUUCUCUUGAUAGUCCCGCACAAUACUACCAAGAUCCAGAAGCCCGUCUGAAGCUACGAGUGUACCUCGCAUCCCCACAGAAAUUCGACGAAGCGAUCGAAUUCGGAUUCCCAUCCCUCGAUAACAAGGAGAACAUUCAUCCUCCUCGCCUAUCACUUGAGCCACGGACAACCCUCGAAUCCGCCCGAACCUUCCUGGAGGACGCCAGCACCGUUGAGUUCCCAGACAUCAUCCAUGAGGAUGGGGAUCUGGUCGACUUCUCCAUGGACUCCCCAACCCUCCCUUCCCCGAAUUCCCACCAUACCAAAUCUCCCACCACAACAAGCGGCACUGCCUCACCAUCCCCCCGCAUAUCACACAGUAGGAAGUUCAGUGUCGAAAAAUCCACCCCACAAAGAUCUAUACAACCCAUCCCGCUUGGCUAUGCCCAAAAUACACCUGGCAACCGCGAGAUGACGCUAAAAAUGACCCUUACAAGGCCUGACUUGCGCACGGCGGACUCAGCUGGGAACGUGUCACACAGCAUUCCGGAUCUUGAUGAUCCAUUGCGGUUGGCCGAACUUCCAGCGGUAGAUGAAAACCACCCAAUCUGGAAUGCGCCAGCCGAAGACACGAAUAUGGUGAAGAAGAUGUGGCGCAAGCUCCGGAAGCGGCGCGGUUGA
Molecule: messenger RNA, 1077 nt
Organism: Blastomyces gilchristii SLH14081
Lineage: Eukaryota; Fungi; Ascomycota; Eurotiomycetes; Onygenales; Ajellomycetaceae
Exons: 1
Coding region: 1-1077 (358 amino acids)
Source: RefSeq, a predicted model, not a curated record